UUAGUAUUUUAAAUCUUCUAUUUACCACCUAAAUCAAGGACUUCUUUUUUUCUUUCUUGUAAGAAGAAGAAAUAAAAACCCUAGUUCCUCUCCUUCUCAUUUCCAGGAACAGAAAAAGAGAACUCUUUAAAGAAAUCAGAAAAGUUUCACUGUUUCUGGAGAGACGGCAUUGUUUGAAAGUUUCAAGUGUAUUAGGUUUUUGAAAAUGAAGGCUUGAGAGAAGCUUAGCUACUGGGACUGUAGUAGCUUGUUAUGAUGAAGAAGAUUAGAUGACUUGGUCUAUUUCACCAAAGUUGAAGUCGAGUACAGCCUGAUUACAUCUCAUACAAAUUUCAAAAAGUUUUUGAAAAAAUCUCUUUUAAGGUCUGGGUAUUUAGGUGAUUACGUCUCCUACAAAUUCAAAUAUUUUUAAGUAGAUCUUCACCAAAUAAAUUUUUCGGUUUUGAUAGGUGAAAAUGGCGUCGAGAUCGUUUAAAGCGAGUCGAUCAUCAGUAUCGAAUUCGUCGGAUUUUCAAGAAUCACAGCAUAAUAAUAAUGGCAGACCUCCUAUGCCUCAACAAACUGUAACGUUUGGUAGAAGAACAUCAUCAGGAAGGUAUGUUAAUUACUCAAGGGAUGAUUUAGAUAGUGAGCUUGGAAAUAGUGAGCUCGGAAAUGCUGAGUAUUUAAACUAUACAGUUCAUAUACCACCAACACCUGAUAAUCAACCAAUGGAUCCAUCGAUUUCACAAAAAGUGGAAGAACAGUAUGUUUCUAAUUCGUUAUUUACUGGUGGAUUUAAUAGUGUGACUCGAGCUCAUCUUAUGGAUAAGGUAAUUGAUUCUGAAACUAAUCAUCCACAAAUGGCUGGAUCCAAAGGAUCAGCGUGUAUGAUUCCUGGUUGUGAUGGAAAGGUUAUGAGUGAUGAACGUGGAUUAGAUAUACUUCCUUGUGAAUGUGAUUUCAAGAUAUGUAGGGAUUGUUAUGUCGAUGCUGUCAAAGGAGGAGAUGGAAUUUGCCCAGGUUGCAAAGAUCCUUAUAAGAGUACUGAUUUAGAUGAAUUGGGUGUUGUGGACGGUGCACGACAGCUUCCCAUGCUACCAGGUGGAGAAGGAGGUGGAAGUGGGAUGUCCAAAAUGGGACGGAGGUUGUCUUUAAUGAAGUCAACUAAAUCUGUGUUGAUGAGAAGUCAGACUGGUGAAUUUGACCAUAAUCGAUGGUUGUUUGAGACAAAAGGAACAUAUGGGUACGGGAAUGCUAUAUGGCCAAAAGAUGGUAGUGGGUAUGACGGGAAAGAUGAUGAGGAUGGUGUUCAUCAUGAGCCUAGAGAACUUGCUAGCAAACCAUGGAGGCCACUUACUAGGAAACUGAAGAUCCCAGCUGCUGUUCUCAGUCCAUAUAGGCUGCUAAUUGUUGUGCGAGUAGUUGUUCUUGCACUUUUUCUUCAGUGGAGAAUAAAAAAUCCAAAUACUGAUGCCAUUUGGUUAUGGGGAAUGUCCAUUGUCUGUGAGCUGUGGUUUGCCUUGUCUUGGCUACUUGACCAGCUUCCUAAGCUCUGCCCGAUCAACCGUUCGACGGAUCUUGCUGUUCUUAGAGAUAAGUUUGAAACACCUACGAUCAACAAUCCCACAGGAAAAUCUGACUUGCCUGGGAUAGAUAUUUUUGUCUCUACCGCAGAUCCUGAGAAAGAGCCUCCUCUUGUCACUGCAAACACUAUUCUUUCUAUCCUUGCUACUGAUUACCCAGUUGAAAAGCUUGCUUGUUACGUUUCUGAUGAUGGAGGUGCCUUACUAACCUUUGAGGCCAUGGCAGAAGCUGCAAGUUUUGCCAACAUGUGGGUUCCAUUCUGCCGUAAGCAUAAUAUCGAGCCUAGGAAUCCUGAGUCGUAUUUUAGUUUGAAGAGAGAUCCUUACAAGAAUAAGAUGCGCGCAGAUUUUGUUAAGGACCGAAGAAGAAUGAAGCGGGAGUAUGAUGAGUUCAAGGUUAGGACCAAUGGUCUACCUGAAUCUAUUCGUCGCCGUUCUGAUGCCUAUCAUGCUAGAGAGGAGAUCAAGGCUAUGAAGCUCCAGAGACAGAACAGAAAUGAUGAGGAGCCUGUUGAAAGUGUAAAGAUCCCAAAAGCCACUUGGAUGGCAGAUGGAACCCAUUGGCCUGGCACUUGGAUGAUUCCUGGAUCUGAGCACUCUAAGGGUGAUCAUGCUGGAAUUAUUCAGGUUAUGUUGAAGCCCCCCAGUGAUGAACCAUUACGUGGAACUGUAGAUGAAACUAACAUCCUUGAUGUUACUGAAGUUGACAUCCGUCUUCCUUUACUAGUCUAUGUUUCUCGUGAGAAGCGCCCUGGCUACGACCACAACAAGAAAGCUGGUGCCAUGAAUGCCCUUGUGAGAGCCUCUGCCAUCAUGUCCAACGGUCCCUUCAUCCUCAACCUUGACUGUGAUCAUUACAUUUACAACUCGCAAGCAAUGAGGGAAGGCAUGUGCUUCAUGAUGGACCGCGGAGGGGACCGCAUAUGUUACGUUCAGUUCCCACAGAGGUUUGAAGGUAUCGACCCAUCUGAUCGGUAUGCCAACCACAAUACGGUCUUCUUUGAUGUCAAUAUGCGAGCACUUGAUGGUCUUCAGGGCCCUGUUUAUGUUGGCACUGGUUGCCUCUUUCGUAGAAUUGCUCUUUAUGGGUUCGACCCACCCCGCGCAAAGGAACGUACUAAUGGUUGCAUAAGCUGGUGCUUUCCUCGUAAGAAGAGAGUUUCUGUUUCUUCCAACUCUGAAGAGCACCGAGCCCUUAGGAUGGGCGACGAUGAUGAAGAUGAGAUGAACCUGCAAUUGCUUCCAAAGAGGUUUGGCAAUUCAACUUUCCUUCUUGAUUCAAUACCAGUUGCAGAAUAUCAAGGCCGUCCGCUUGCAGAUCACCCAGCAGUGAAAAAUGGUCGUCCUUCGGGUGCGCUCACUCUUCCUAGAGAGCUUCUCGAUGCAUCCACAGUUGCGGAAGCAAUCAGUGUUAUCUCUUGCUGGUACGAAGACAAAACUGAGUGGGGUGACCGUGUUGGGUGGAUUUAUGGCUCUGUUACAGAAGAUGUGGUGACUGGGUACAGGAUGCACAACAGAGGAUGGAAAUCAGUUUAUUGUGUUACCAAACGUGAUGCUUUCCGUGGAACAGCCCCUAUUAAUCUUACCGAUAGGCUUCAUCAAGUCCUUCGAUGGGCUACUGGUUCAGUUGAAAUCUUCUUUUCACGUAACAACGCCUUCCUUGCGAGCCCUAAGAUGAAGUUUCUGCAGAGGAUUGCAUAUCUCAAUGUUGGAAUUUACCCGUUUACUUCCUUCUUUCUCAUCGUCUACUGCUUCUUACCAGCUUUAUCCCUUUUCUCUGGUCAAUUCAUUGUUCAGUCACUUAGUGUGGUUUUCCUCACUUACCUUCUCAUCAUCACCAUUACACUUUGCCUGCUAGCCAUACUCGAGAUCAAGUGGUCAGGAAUUGAACUUGAGGAGUGGUGGAGGAAUGAACAGUUCUGGUUGAUUGGAGGAACAAGUGCUCAUCUUGCUGCAGUUAUCCAAGGAUUACUUAAAGUGGUCGCUGGAAUUGAGAUUUCUUUCACUUUGACAUCAAAAUCUGGUGCCGAUGAUGUUGAUGAUGAGUUUGCUGAUCUUUAUGUCGUCAAAUGGACGUCUCUUAUGAUACCACCUAUAGUGAUCAUGAUGACCAACUUGAUAGCAAUCGCCGUAGGUUUCAGCAGGACAAUUUACAGUACCAUACCACAGUGGAGUCGUCUUAUUGGUGGUGUGUUUUUCAGUUUCUGGGUCCUGGCACAUCUGUACCCAUUCGCUAAAGGUCUAAUGGGAAGAAGAGGAAGGACACCCACAAUCGUGUUUGUCUGGUCAGGUCUCAUUGCUAUUACCAUCUCUCUUCUUUGGGUUGCUAUUAAGCCUCCAGAAGGCAGCACUGAGAUCGGAGGAUCUUUCACAUUCCCUUGAUUCAUUUAUCGUCAACAAUAUCAAGUCAGCUAACUUCCUCUCACAUUUUGAGGUAAGAAUUUGGUUUUUGAUCGUCAAAAACACUAUUCUUGUUUAUUUUUUUUCCAAGGAAUCAUCUUUAGUGGUAGUAAGUUGUUUUGAUGGACCAGAAGAAAUGUUCAUUGUGCUUUAAUCAUCAAUCCAUUGCCAUGUUUCUGGCGAGCAAUUCAAAAACUCCAGUAAGCUGCUGAGAAAAAUGGAAGCCCGGAAUCAAUCUUACAUCAUCACCAAUCAGACAACCAGGAUUUUUGUUCUUUCUCUUUCCUUAUUUUUUUUUGCGUUUCUUCUUCUUCUUCUUUUUCUUGUUGUCUGAAGUUCUCAUUUGGGGGCAAUUGGUAAGUACAGUAUGAACUAAUGAGCUAUACACACAAUUCAUAUGCAUUCAUUGGUAAUUCGGUUAAAUGUGACAAUCGAAAAUUAAAAUUCGGUA
Molecule: messenger RNA, 4416 nt
Organism: Papaver somniferum (opium poppy)
Lineage: Eukaryota; Viridiplantae; Streptophyta; Magnoliopsida; Ranunculales; Papaveraceae
Product: cellulose synthase-like protein D3
Exons: 4
Coding region: 456-3947 (1163 amino acids)
Biological process (GO): plant-type primary cell wall biogenesis; cellulose biosynthetic process
Cellular component (GO): trans-Golgi network; plasma membrane
Molecular function (GO): cellulose synthase (UDP-forming) activity; mannan synthase activity
Source: RefSeq, a predicted model, not a curated record